CAACCACUUUUUGAUGGUACGAACUACCUCUAUUGGAAGGAACGGAUGAGAAUCUAUAUCUAUUUCACCAACUUCCAAUUGUGGUUGGUUAUCAAAAAUGGCGAGGAAAUCCCAAUGAAGAAAGUGGGAGAAACCACGGUCCCAAAGACCGAAGAUGAGUUUGAUGCCGAAGACAUCAAAAAGGUGGAAAACUAUGCAAAAGCCAUCAACAUGCUCUACUGCUCCGUUAACCCCAAUGAUUACCGGAAGAUCUCCUGUUGCUCAACCGCCAAGGAGAUGUGGGACAAACUUGAAGUGACGUACGAAGAUCAUCAACGAUCUACACGCCUUGAAAACUCCAACAAGGAUCUUGUAAGGAAGAUCCUUUGUAGCUUGACUCCCGAAUGGCGCUCCAAGGCUGAUGCUAUCUACGAGUCAAUUGGCGUCUCCAACGUCACAAUCGAUGGGUUAAUAGGUAAUCUCAAGACUUACGAAUCUACCAUACUUAAUCCAUCGUUGGACGAACAAAGAAAGAAGGGAAUAACUCUCAAAGCCACCAAGGAACUGGUGGAAGAGGCUUCAAGAGACGAUGACAACGAGAUUGGCCACAUCAAGUCGAGGUGUCCAAAAGCCAAGAACGGCAAAGACAAGCCCGACUUCAAGAAGCAAAGAGCUAACAUCUCAUGGGGUGGCAAUUCCGGCGACGAAUCAACCAACCAAGAGGAGGACAAAGCUUCCAAUCUCUACCUCAUGGAACACGAAGACCAAAACGACGACGUGCACGAGGAAAAGCAAGUCCAAAUAUGGGCUCCGGCAACGACUUCCGACGAGAGAUUCUACUAUCAAGACGGAUCAUAUUUGUGGUUCGACUCCGAGGAAGAGCGCACACGCUUCCUCACCUUCUUCUCCAAACGGGUUGUGGCACCACCGAGGAUCCUCCCGGAACGACUCCUGGAGAUUCUUGGCUACGAUAUGCUUGACGUGGAACUGCACAAAUUCAGGCUAUGGCCGUUUGUCUCCAAGGCCCAGAAUGAGAUCAACCUGGCGCUGAUUCAGGUUUUCUACUCGAAUCUCCGGCGUGAAGAUGACGUUCUCUAUAGCCUUGUCAAGUCCACGCUGAUCGAGCUCACGGUGGAGUAGCUUGGUUGCAUUGUCGGCCUCCCCUACCAAGGCGACGACAUCUCUGCCUAUAGUAGAGAGGAUUGGGUGCUCAACAACGAGGGCCCGGUCCUCAACGAGCUCGGCAUCACCGACCUCAUCCGCCAUGCCUCGGGUCGCCCACCAUUUACUCCGUGACCCCCGAGAGCCGCCUCCUUCUCUACAUCGUGUCCCGCAUCAUCAAGCCCUAGAAGCACGGGCACACGAUCAUGUCCGGCGAGGACCUCAAGCUCCUCCAUGCCAUCAUGCAUUCGGCGCCAAUCAGCUAGGCAAAGUUUGUCAUGAUUUACAUGACGGACGCCACGUCGCUCACCCAUGACCACCUCCUCCCAUACGCCUUCUUGGUGAUGGA
This is a messenger RNA of Cuscuta campestris, 1489 nucleotides long. Lineage: Eukaryota; Viridiplantae; Streptophyta; Magnoliopsida; Solanales; Convolvulaceae. The record is from the annotation of a GenBank genome assembly.